Molecule: messenger RNA, 2454 nt
Organism: Adineta ricciae
Lineage: Eukaryota; Metazoa; Rotifera; Eurotatoria; Adinetida; Adinetidae
Source: the annotation of a GenBank genome assembly
AUGGUCGGAUCCGGUAAGAUCCGAUCGGAUCCAGCAUCGGAUUUGUUGACCUGGGAUGGUAUUCGUGGCGCUACUUUUACUUUCGCUGAUUUAAAAGCGAAAAAUAUUAGUAGCCAACAAUUACUUCAAUGGUCGGCUCCAGUUGAUACAGCAGAGCGCUAUCAGAUCUUUUUGGAUUCUGUUUCGAACUCAUAUUCAGCAUUCGAAAACGGAACAUUAUUCUAUAAUUGUACACCACCAUGGUUCGGGCCCUACUGUCGAUUCACAUUUUACCAAUCCGCUAAUACAUCGUCGAAUGAUAUGAUUAAAGCACUUUUGAUAGCUUUCAGUGUACUCGUUAAAAGUGUUGGAGUGACGUGUUACGAGCAUCUGAAGUGUCAAAUUUCGUUUUCGUGCCUGAGUUGGCAUAAUAUUUGCGAUAGAAAAGUCGACUGUCUUGACGGAUCUGAUGAAAUGGAUUGUUGGCAAUUAGAAAUCAACGAAUGUAAUGAGAACGAAUAUAGAUGUCACAAUGGGCAAUGUAUUCCACAAGAAUUUUUCCAUGAUAUUCCACUUAAUCCAGAUUGCUUGGAUCAAACAGAUGAACCGAUGAGACUUGAUUUUCAAGCAAACUGUCAACAUGAUCCCGCCUUUCGAUGUGAAGAACACACUUGUCGACCAGGCGUAUAUGAUUUUCCAUGCGGUGAUAGAGAAUGCACAAGUGAGACUUACUCAUGCAGAAAUGGUCGCGACAAAAUUCUACCCGAUGACUAUUGUUCAAAUGCUGCGGCUUGUUCUAUAAACCUAUCUCAAAUGAACGAAACUUGGUGUGAAGAAUUUUGCACAAAUAUAAAUUGUAUUGAAAAGUAUUGUGGUUCGCUAUACGAAAUUCAUACUGGCCCUGGUUUAUUAGGACAUGUACAUUUCCUAUUCACGAACGAAGAAGUGCUAUUUGAGUCUGAAACAAAGUUUUUACCAGAUUAUGUGUGCUACGAUGAAAAACUGUGCAUAGAUUUUCUCCCUGGUAAAGUGUCUUUAAAUGGGUCAACAUGUCGCCAUAGGGACGAGUUACAAUUAGAUACGCCUCAUGUUUAUCUCGAAUUUCUCAUACAAGUAAAAAGAUUAUUUCGUGGAUGUUUAGUAAUGGCUAAUAAUACACAUUAUUGUAAUCAUCCAUCAAUGUAUCAAUGUGAGAAGACAAGCAAAUGCAUCUCAAAACAUCGUCUUAUUGACGGCAUUCAAGAUUGUCCAUUCAAUGAUGAUGAGACAUUCAAUCAAAGUUGUUCACUCAACAAUACGCAUUAUCGAUUUCCAUGUUCAGUCGAUAAAACUAAAAUGUGCAUUUCUCCAUUAUUAAUUGAGGAUAACAAAAACGAUUGCGAUAAUGAAGAAGACGAAUAUCCAACAAAGGUCAUCUUGAGUGAAAAUCAGAUCAAUUUUCAAACAAUAUGUGAUAACAAUGAACAGCUGCUUCCUAUACUAAUUGAUGAACAAUAUGAGACCGAUGAAACAUCAUGUGACUUCUGGGAAUGUAAUAAUACCUACACGAGAUGUGACAAAUUUUGGCAUUGUAAAGAUGGAGCUGAUGAAGUCAAUUGUUCACCUUCCACUUGUCCUGAGUUUCAGCAUAGCUGUGUCUUCCCAAAUGACACAUCCAAAAUAUCGUGUUUACCAAUAAAUUUAGCCGGUGAUGACAUUGCCCAUUGUCUUGGAGCAACAGAUGAACGAAGUGGUUGCGUAAAUUUUUCACCAGAAUAUUAUGAAUAUAAAUUUGGCUGUCAGAAUCCAAAGCUUUGUAUUUAUUCGGCUUUGCUAUGUAAUAACAAAAGCGAUUGUCUGCUACAUGAUGAUGAAAUAUUUUGUGCAAACCCUCCCGACGACGAAUUCGAUUCACUAUGUUUCUUUUAUCCAUCUGAUUCUCGAACGGAAGUCGAAAACUUUCUCUGUGAAUUUGGUGAUCAACAGAGACGACCAAAAAGCUUAUAUUUUAUAUUGAGCGAUAUGCCGAUUGAAUAUCAAGAAAUGUCACCAAGUGCCGUUUUAUCGCAAUCAAUAGCACAGACACGUAUUGAAUCAAAUGAAAUACAUUCAAUUAAAACUAAUCGAAACAAUAAUAGCGGGAGUUGUAACAGGGGAAUUCCUGUUAUGGUGUGGAUGGGAGAAGAAACAAAUACAUUCUAUUGUCUUUGUCCACAAAGUUAUUAUGGUGAUUUAUGUCAAUAUCAGAAUCAACGUGUUAGCCUUACCGUUCAAAUACGGGUAACCAUGGAUUGGCGUAGUUUGUUAACUUUUCUAAUCCUUCUUAUUGACGAUGAAAUGAAUACCGAAUCACAUGAUAUUAUUGAAUAUUUUCCCAUUCGAGAUUGUGAUACUAAGUUCAAUAUCUAUUUACUUUACUCAACUCGACCAAAGGACAUAUCAAAAAAUUAUUCAAUUAGAAUAGAUGCGUUUACCCACGGAAAAAUUUUUGAAUAA